AUGAAAAGAUUGCAGCAUUCCGCACCAAUCGUGACUUCUGUUAAACGGAAUCGAUCACUGAGUCGAAGUAAAGUCGAGCCCAAUCCAAUAUCAAGUCAACUCAAUGAACGUGUGCUACCAUCGCGUACAGAAUCAAUAGCAAAACCAACUAAAGCGCUUAACAAAUCCAACAUCGUUUCAGAAAGCAAGAUAUCCUUUGCAGUUGAUGAAUAUUCUUUUCUAACAUCUAAUAGGAGACCUUCUCCUAAACCAUAUCCUACAAAUUCAUUUGAUUCCUCAACAACUUCUAAUAGGACUCAACAUGGUGGCACAUCUCGUGCAGACUUGAACGUUUCAUCAUGCUCAAAUAUAGCGACGUGUAUGGGAUCUGAAAAUCAAUAUCCAAUAACAUCUGGCGCUAUUCUAUAUCCAUUCGAUGGUAAUACCCGAGAUGCAAGUCUACUAGCUAACGGUAGUCCGGUUGGCGCAUUCUUACUACUCAGCUAUAAUUACGGUGCCUACUCUGGAUCUGUGAUUCUAUUAAAUGCCACUCAACACUUUACACUUGAAGUGUGGGUAUUACCAAUAAAUGCCGCAACAAAUAGUGGUCUACAAGACGACUUUCCUAUUUUUGGACAGUGUGAUGGAUAUCUUACAUGUUUAUUAUUAACUUUUCGUUCGGGUCGUAUUCAAUUAAGCUUUAAUUCCAUGGCAACAAAUGUGACUCUUACUAGUUCAACACUGAUCCCAUAUUGGAACUGGAUACAUGUAGCUGUUGUAUAUGAUAUUACUAUUUAUCAACAACUCAUUUAUAUUAAUGACAUUAUUUAUACAGUAUCUGAAGGUAUUGUCACGCCAUUUCAAAGUUCUUCAUCACUUGCUAGUACUACUAUUGGACGACAACAUCAUCGAUUUCUAUUUUUCUAUUCAGAGUAUGAUUGA
Rotaria socialis is the source of this 921-nucleotide messenger RNA. Lineage: Eukaryota; Metazoa; Rotifera; Eurotatoria; Philodinida; Philodinidae. The record is from the annotation of a GenBank genome assembly.